Oppiella nova is the source of this 944-nucleotide messenger RNA. The record is from the annotation of a GenBank genome assembly. Lineage: Eukaryota; Metazoa; Arthropoda; Arachnida; Sarcoptiformes; Oppiidae.
CUAGUAGAUAAUCACUGACUGAUAAGUUUAGCUACACUUAAGUACAGUGGAUAUGUUUCACUUGAUUUUGAUCCCGUGAUGUGACAACUCUUAAUCCAUAUUUGUUUGAAUACUUACAACAACUUAAGAAUGGAUUUAAGUUUUGCCUCUUCUUCAGCACCAUUUCCUCAUUACGAUCAGCCCAACCAUCGCUUUCAUCCCUAUCGCGCCAGAUAUGACACCUCAUCAUCGGUGCCAAUGUAUGGUCAGCCGGCCUUUUAUCCCAAACAGAACCACUGGAUCAACGACUACUCCUCUCCUCCCAUAAGUCCUAUCAAACAUUACAGCGCUUAUGGAUCUGAAGUGGAUUGCGAUAAUCAUUUCUUCGCAACCGAUGAACCAAAACUUGAAGCACCGACUGAUCCCAACAACAACUUGCCGGCCAAUGACGGCACCGAAACGAUCACCAAAUAUAUAACAAAUCGGACGACAGGAGUGGUGAGAGUUGUCAAGAGAAGAGUGACCGCAAACAAGAAGGAAAGGCGAAGAACUCAGUCUAUAAACAGUGCGUUCGCUAACCUCCGCGACUGCAUUCCCAACGUUCCCGCGGACACUAAACUCUCCAAGAUUAAGACUUUGAGAUUAGCCACCAGUUAUAUCACCUAUUUAACUGCACUUCUUGACGGACCAAAUGACACCCGACUCAAGCUUAUGAAAGAGGGCUUUCGUGCAGACCUUCCCACCUCUCAUAAGAGGAACAGUAGGGAUAACUUUAAGGAAAUGGUCAAAAUAGGGACUUCAAUGCAAUGCAAUUCACCCAAUAGUAUACAAUACAAGUCCAAUGGAAAGACCAAAUGCAAAGUAAGGACGGGAUGGCCUCAAGCCGUAUGGGUUGAACAGCUUGAGCUAAAGCAACACGACAACCAAUAAUUGAUUUAUUUUUACCACCAAAUCGUAUUACCCGU